Messenger RNA from Brassica rapa (field mustard), 571 nucleotides. RefSeq names its product photosystem II 5 kDa protein, chloroplastic. The record is from RefSeq and is a predicted model, not a curated record. NCBI's taxonomy places the organism in Eukaryota, Viridiplantae, Streptophyta, Magnoliopsida, Brassicales, Brassicaceae.
CAUUUCUCAUCAAACGCAACGCUUUCCACAGACUCAGACUUCUUAAAACACCAUCUCAAAAGCAUUGCCCGAGAGAGAGAAGAAUCAAAAACGUAGAAUCAAAUCAAUUAUUAAGCAAUGGCAUCGAUGAGCAUGACAGCCACAUUCGUCCCGGCCGUUGCAAAGGUCCCGUCAACCACCGGCGGACGAAGGCUCUCAGUGAUCAGAGCUUCAACGAGCGACAACACAACCAGCUUACAAGUCAAGGAGACACAGAACAGCACCACGAUGAGGAGGGAUCUCAUGUUCACAGCUGCAGCUGCGGCAGUUUUUUCCUUGGCCAAGGCAGCCAUGGCAGACGAGGAGGAGCCCAAACGAGGGACAGAUGCAGCGAAGAAGAAGUACGCUCAAGUUUGUGUCACAAUGCCGACAGCCAAGAUCUGUCGCUACUGAUUCAACAAUCCAUCUUUCAUGUCUCUCUCCCUCUAUCUUUCUAAUAUUUCGGUAAAAUUUUCUCAAACUUUGUUUGUAAUCAUAUACUAAAUCAAUUUCAUAUUUUGCUACUAGAUUUUCGAAUAUAAACUAAACUUGA